ACUACUUAUUCAUAUUUUUUUUCAGUUAAUUUUUGAGUCUCCCCUGAAUAAUUUCCGGCAUUAACGCAAUGGACGUCAAUCUCCGUGUGCUCCUGGCUGCGCUUCUGUUUCUGGCUGGCAUUCACGCUCGCUCGACUCCAGAAAACAUGGAAGUGAUCAAGUUAUGCGAAACAUUAGAACCCGAAUGUGUCAGGAAACUGGACAUCUGCGCCGCCAUUAUGACUCCUGAUGAGAAAAUGGAGGAGAGGCUCCGGCUUACCGCCUUGACUUGCUUGCUCGAAGUCACCGGAAUAGAUAUCAAGAAAGCUGCCUCUCUUCCUCGAAUGGGUGACCUGCCAAAAGGACCUCUGAAGUCUAUAAAAUCUUGCGUCAGUAAAGUGAUGAUGGAGUUCCUGACGGCUGCGACGGCGAAGGAGGAGGAGGGCGUGCGGAAUGCGCUACUGAAUUCCUUCGAGAAAUGCGAUAUGAUUGGAAUGAGGAGCUGUAUGUUGAACGAAUGCAUGGAAGCGCUUCCUGACGCGGUUAACAAACAGCUUGAGUAGAUUGACUCGUCUCUUUUGCACUGAAAUAUAUAUAUAUAUAUAUAUAUAUAUAUAUAUAUAUAUAUAUA
Messenger RNA from Penaeus indicus, 610 nucleotides. RefSeq lists its product as uncharacterized. The record is from RefSeq and is a predicted model, not a curated record. Bases 69 to 542 code for a protein of 157 amino acids. The transcript has 5 exons. Lineage: Eukaryota; Metazoa; Arthropoda; Malacostraca; Decapoda; Penaeidae.